Anopheles maculipalpis is the source of this 1482-nucleotide messenger RNA. RefSeq names its product hydroxymethylglutaryl-CoA synthase 1. Gene Ontology annotation, molecular function: hydroxymethylglutaryl-CoA synthase activity. Gene Ontology annotation, biological process: acetyl-CoA metabolic process. NCBI's taxonomy places the organism in Eukaryota, Metazoa, Arthropoda, Insecta, Diptera, Culicidae. The record is from RefSeq and is a predicted model, not a curated record. Bases 1 to 1407 code for a protein of 468 amino acids. The transcript has a single exon.
AUGAGCACCGCCGGAUGCCAGAAGUGUUGGCCGGAGAGUGUUGGCAUUCUUGGGAUGGAGAUCGUUUUCCCGUCCCAGUACGUCGACCAAACUGAACUGGAAGUGUUCGAUGGGGUGUCGGCCGGCAAGUACACGAUCGGGUUAGGCCAGCAGCGGAUGGGUUUCUGCUCCGACCGGGAGGACAUCAACUCGCUGUGCCUUACUGCCGUGCGAAAUUUGCUCGAUCGGCAUGGUACGCCGCUGGCACAGAUCGGACGGCUCGAGGUCGGUACCGAAACGAUUGUGGACAAAUCGAAGAGUGUAAAGUCGGUGCUGAUGCAACUGUUCGAACCGGAAGGUGUGACCGAUCUGGAGGGUAUCGAUACGACGAAUGCGUGUUACGGUGGUACGGCCGCGUUGCUGAACGCAAUCAACUGGGUAGAAUCGUCCAGCUGGGAUGGCCGGUUAGCAUUGGUGGUGUGUGGUGAUAUUGCCGUUUACGCACAGAGUUCGGCCCGACCGACGGGUGGUGCCGGCGCUGUCGCGAUGCUUGUAGGACCGAACGCACCGCUACGGUUUGAGCGAGGACUGCGUGCGACCUAUAUGAAGCAUGCGUACGAUUUCUACAAACCUGACCUCAGCUCGGAGUACCCGGUGGUGGAUGGGAAGCUGUCGAUCCAGUGCUACCUAAGUGCCCUUGACACGUGCUACCAGCUGUACCGGAAGAAGUUUGCCGAGCGCCAUCCGGACAUUGUCACGCCCGUCACGCUCGACACGUUCGAUGCGCUGAUCUUCCACAGCCCGUACUGCAAGCUGGUGCAGAAAUCGUUGGCACGUGUGGGGCUGAACGAUUUCAUGCUCGCGUCGGCCGACCAGCGUGCCAAGCUAUUUCCCGGCAUGGAGCAGUUCGAGAAGUUACGGCUGGAGGAUACGUACUUCGAUCGGGACGUGGAGAAAGCGUUUAUGGCACUGUAUGCGCCAUCGUUUGAGGCCAAAACGAAACGCUCGCUACAUCUGGCCAGCCAGGUUGGGAACAUGUACACACCGUCCGUGUACAGCUGCCUGGUAUCGCUGCUGAUUGGAUCGGAUGUGGACGAGCUGCUCGGCAAGCGUGUUGGCGUGUUUUCGUACGGUUCCGGGUUGGCUUCGUCGAUGUACUCGAUCGCGCUCACCACAGAUAGGGAGCGGUUGGCAGAGUUUAAGCGUCAUCUAAACUACGUGCAACCGUUGCUGGAUCGCCGAACGAAGGUAGAUCCGGCCGAGUUUACCAAGCUGAUGGAGGUACGUGAGAAGAACAACCAUGCGGCACCGUACGAACCGUCCGGUUCGGUCGAUGUACUUUUCCCGGGCACCUACUACCUGAAGGCGGUUGAUUCGAUGCAUCGGCGAACGUACGAGCGUGUACCACCGGAGCAACCUUCCACGUGAGCGGCGCCCCGAAGGAAGCACCAUGACCCGGAAACGGAACGAAAUAAUUUUUUUCUCCCGAUACUCGAACACACA